AUGCCACGCUUGCGGUCCGGACGUGUUCAGGCGCACUCUCUCGUGGUUGAGACUGCAACCGUGCAGAUCGCGGGUGUUGCUGAAUUGGAUCCCGCUAAGCCAGCUACGUCGGACGCUCUAGGCACCCGUACCACCAGUGCUCCUUUGGGAGACACCAUUGUCACUGAU
This is a messenger RNA of Phytophthora nicotianae INRA-310, 168 nucleotides long. RefSeq lists its product as hypothetical. The record is from RefSeq and is a predicted model, not a curated record. The transcript has a single exon. The annotation marks the transcript as partial. Lineage: Eukaryota; Oomycota; Peronosporomycetes; Peronosporales; Peronosporaceae.